Molecule: messenger RNA, 5155 nt
Organism: Osmia lignaria (orchard mason bee)
Lineage: Eukaryota; Metazoa; Arthropoda; Insecta; Hymenoptera; Megachilidae
Biological process (GO): mitotic spindle assembly; spindle elongation; microtubule-based movement
Cellular component (GO): spindle microtubule; mitotic spindle; nucleus
Molecular function (GO): microtubule binding; ATP binding; plus-end-directed microtubule motor activity
Source: RefSeq, a predicted model, not a curated record
UGUUUAGUAAUGACGACGUAAUUUGUGUUCUCGUUUCGAGUGAUUAUUCUAGGGACUGUCGGUAAAAUUCCCAACGGACCAUCACGAGUAUCAACCCAUAACCUUUACUAAGAAAGAUCACUAGAAGAUUUGCAGGCGCGGUAGUAAUAAAAUUCACCACAUAUUCCACCAAUCCAUACAAAGCAUUCUUGCAGUAGAAAUUCAAAAUAAAAUACUAACCGUUUCGGGUUGAGCUUCUCGAGAAAGAAAUGUGCGUGAUUUGGUAUUUUGAUUUAUCUCUCAAAGCUGGCACGUAGUACACUGAGAUCAUUACAACAUUAUUAAAUAGUUUGUAAGAAAGUAUUUUAUAUUGAAAACAUAAGGAGCAUGCAAUAAUAAACGAUGAUUUAGAUCGCGACGUUUGUGUUUUGCAAAAUUGUUUUUAAUAAUUCGUACAAGUAUUUUGUUUUUUGUAUGAAGAUUAGUUAUUGAUAUUUUUAUUUCAAGAACGACGUUUUGAUGUUAAGAAGAUGGAUGAUACAUUAGAUUCUAUUAGGCCUUCUUAUAAUGUUCAUCCUCGAGAAGAGAUGUCAUAUUUGUUUGGCAGAGAUCCAAGCAUACUGGCUUAUGGACAAAGACCUGCUCCCUCCAAAUAUACUAAAAAGAAUUUGCUUUCUGUUUAUGAGAUUGAGGAAAGUAAUUCUAGUAGUGAAACUGGUGUCUUUAAUUUGGAAUCACACAGCUUACAAACUGCUAAAGUAUAUUUACGAAUGAAACCAUUCCCUAAGAAGUUGAAGUUAACAGAAGAGCAAACAAAUGCCUAUAAAAUACUCAAUUCAACUACUUUAUUCACAAGAUUGCCUACUUUAGAAAAUAACAGUAGUUGUCUAAAGAGAUCCAAUAGCACCGAUAUUGUGUGCAGAAAAUUCACAUUCACUAAAACAUUCGGGCCUGAAACUACUCAGUUAGAAUUAUUUGAACAAGCAGUGAAACAACACAUGGUAGAUUUUUUAGCUGGACAAAAUUCUACCAUUAUGACAUAUGGUACAACAAAUUCAGGGAAAUCUUAUACCUUACAAGGAACUACUACAUCCCCUGGAAUUAUACCAAGAUGUUUGGAAUUUGUCUUCUCUAAUAUCACACCAAAAUCCACUCCUUCUUACAAGCCUAUGAAUCAUUGUGAUGUUGUUUCUCUGAACCCUCUUGAGCGUGCUCAAGAAUUAGAGAUAAAAACCAAGUUACUGACAUUUGCUUCAGUGGAUAAACAUCAAUAUAUGAAUGCUUAUAAAGAGAUGCAGAAAUUGUUACAAGAAGAAUCACCGAUUCGACCUAGUCAGUGCAUCGAUUCUCAUUAUUCUGUUUGGGUAUCUUUUGCCGAAAUUUAUAACGAAAUUGUAUAUGAUCUUUUAUCGAACGAAUGUCAGAAAAAAAGAACAGCUCUUAAGUUAGCAACAGAUUCUCAAGGAAGAGCAUUUAUAAAAGGUCUGAAGACUGUUUGUGUGAAUUCUGGUUCUGAAGCGUAUCAAGUAUUAAUGGCUGGCCAGUAUAAUUUAAAGGUAGCUGCGACAGCUCUGAAUGCCAGAAGCUCCAGAUCUCAUUGUAUAUUUACUAUUAAAUUACUGAAAUAUUAUAUUGAAAAUGAUUCCAAUUCUGUUGAAGUUAGCACGUUCGCGUUUUGUGAUUUGGCUGGUUCAGAGCGAUUGAAGAAGACGUUGAAUAUCGGAGAGAGAUUAAAAGAAGCUCAAAAUAUUAAUACAAGCUUACUAGUGUUGGGAAGAUGCUUAAAAACUAUUCAUGAAGGACAGAUAUCGAAACAAAAAAUAGAACAUACUGGACCGUUUAGAGAAUCGAAAUUAACGAGGCUGUUUCAAAAAGCCCUAUCUGGCAAGGAGCAUAUAGCUCUUAUAGUAAAUAUCAAUCCGGUACCAAAUUUAUACAUAGAAACGCAGAAUGUUUUGAAUUUUUCUGCUAUUGCAAAGAAGAUAGUUAUAGAACAGAAGGAGAAAGAAUAUAAGAAAAAUAAAUCAAGAUUUUCACAGUUAGUUACUCAAAGUAUGAAAACAGUAACUGAUUGGGAUUCUACACAAAUAGUAGAAAGUGAAGAUUGGCAAAAUACUGUUGAAAACGAUAGUACACCUGAUUAUGUUAAUACCGAAGAUUAUGAGGAAUUGUUAUACGAAAAUACAAAAUUAAAGAAAGAAAUUGUUGCUUUAAAGAGUUCUGUAUUAUCCCGCGAUUUACAAAUACGUCAAGAAAUGGCUGAUACUUAUACGGCUAUGAUGAAAGAGCUUGAAACAGAAUGGAAAAAUCGUAUAAAAGAUGUGGAAGAACAACAGGAAGAUGCACUUCACUGGUCUGUGAAACAGGUUGAAGACUUUUACAAGCAGAAAUUAGACCAAAUGAGUACUCGGAAGAGGAAGAAGUAUUUGACCGAUUCCGAAAAUAAUUUCGAUGACGAUGUUGAUGAUAUAAAAAAGAUUAACGAGUUAGAAAUAGAGAAUUCACGUUUGAUAACGAAAAUCGUGCUAUUAAAAAAUAAUUUGAAGGAGAUCAAAGAAACAAAUCAAGCGUUAACAGUAGAAAAAAAUAAAGUAACAUUCGAACUGGGCUUGACAAAGGAAGAUUUAAAAAGUAUGACAAAUCUAUUGAACGCAGCCCAACAAGAAAUUAAUUUUGAUGAGGAGUCAAAAUGUUACCUCGAAGAAUUAAAAUCCCAGUUAUUUGCUAAGCAAGAACAAGUUAAGAAAUUAAAAGUAUUCUUGAAUGAAGCAAAAGAAGAGUACAUUUCAAUCACUACCGAAGUAAGAGAAAAAGAAUAUACGAUUAAAGAACAGGAAGAAGAACUGUUUGAGAAACAAGAAACUAUAAAAGAAUUAGAACAUGAGUUGACGGAUCUUAAUAUUUGUUUGAUGGAACAGACCAAAACAAUGGAAAUGUUAGAAGAAAAAUUGGAGGCUCAAACAAAGAAAAUUCUAGAUGACGAAAAUAAAAUACAAAUUAUGCAAGAACAAAUAGAUAAAUUAAUAAAUGAAAAAUUAUUAUUGCAAGACGGGGUUGAAUUAUUGAAAAAAGUAGAUCGUACUGAGAUCAGUAUAAAAGAUGUAAGCUGUAAAAUUGAUGACUCCGAAACAUCUUCUGAUUGCUUGGAAAAUGAAGAGCAAGCGUCUUCUACAAUCGAACCAGAAAUAAUAAAUGAUACACUUGAGAAUGAUAAAAAGGAUAUUAAAACAGUAGCGGAUGAGGAAAUAGAUACGCAGAUGCAAGAAAAAAUAAUUGCUAUAAACGAAGAGAACUUGAGAUUGAAAAAAAAAUUAACUCAGAGUACAAUUGAAAUACAAAGUCUAAAAGAAGAGUUGGAACAUACCAAAGUUAAGCAAAACGACAUAGCUGAACAAAUACGCAAUUUGCAAAUUAAUAAUAUAAAGGCUAAAGCUGAAAAUGGUGAUGCUAAACAUAAAGUAGCAAUAGAAACAGUAGAGAUAGGUUGCCAGAUAAGUGUGAAAUCUGAAGAGCAAGGUAUAAACACUAUUAAAAUUGAUUUACACGAUGAAAGUAGCCAGACCUUUGAAGAUCUAAUAAAAGAAGAAAAUGAAUACAUAAUAAAGGAAGAAAUUAAUGAGAUAAAUUCCGCUGAAGAAAACUGUGAUCAGGAUGUUAUAUUAGAUGAAUUAACAAAAUUAAUGGUAAAAUACGAUGAUGUUAAGACACUGUACAAAGAGAAAUGUCUGAUAGUGGAAGAAACAUACAAAGAAAUAUUGUUUUUAGAACAAAAAAUAAAAGAACUUUCAGCAGAAAGUUGUACAAAUAAAGUUAUUGCUGAGGAAUACAAACAAUCAAUUGAGUUGCUACGACAGGAGCUUUCUACUAUGAAAGAAGAUAAGAAUCAAAUUAAAGAGACGUUACAAUCCACUGAUAGCAUUAAAGUUAGUUUGGAAACUAAGAUUAAUGAUUAUGAACAGCGACUUAACGAUACCGAACAACAGCUCAUACUUGCUAAGAACAAUUACAAUCAGUGUAUGGAGAAAUUGAAUACCUUACAAGCAAGUUUUGAUUCUCUUACCACGAAGUGCAAAAAUGAACACGAACAAAAAAUAAGUAACUUAGAAAAGGAACUUUCUGUUACAAUAGAAAAAACUAAUUUAAAAUCACAGUGUUUGGAUGUUCAUGCUGCAAAAAUUAUGGAAUUAGAACAAAAUCUUGAGGGUGUAACAGAGCUUAAACAAAAGAUUGAUGAAUUAAACAAAAAGUUAGAAAUAUGUCAAACUGAGAAAGAUAAUUUACAAAAAUUAUUGGGUGAGAACAAUGAUAGGCUUUUAGAACUUGAGGAGCGUUUAGUAUCCGCGCAGGAAAAAGAACAAGAAAAGGAUGAUGAGAUAAAUUCGCUUCAAAGAGAAAUGAAGCAGAUGAUACAAAAAACUGAGAAUGACGAUAAAAGUGAUAAAUUAAUGGAAGUAGAAAUGAAGAAUACGAUUAAAAAUUUAACAGAAAUGAAAGAAAAACUUUCCGGAAAACAAGAAUAUAUAGAACAAUUAGAAUUGCAGGUUAAAGAGAGCGAACAAAAUGCGAAAAUUUUAGAACUUUUACAGCUAAGCAGUCAGGAAAGACAAGCAGAGAAUGAAAGAUUAAGAGCUAUGAAUGAAAAAUUAAAAAGUAAUUUGAUCGAGAAGGAACGUGAAAUGGAAUCGUUUAUGAAGAAUAGGGACGAAAUGGUGGUAAAAUAUGAAUGUUUAGUGAAGAAUCAGCAAGAAGAAUUAGAAAAACAGAAACAAGAGUUAAUUAAAAAUCAUCCCAAAGAAGUGGGUUAUUGCGAAAAUACAUCCGAAGAUGAAGUGGUGCACAAAGAGCGUCGAACUCGACGACCACCUAAAAAAUUCACCCCCACGUCAAAAGUGGAUAAUCAUGACAUUCCAACGAUCGACCUUUCAACUUCUGAUUCUAAACGAAGCACGAAACGUACUAUUUUACCACCCCCACCACAGGUGGAAACACUUUCAGAGAAAAAGAGAAGUACUCGUAAAAAGAAGCUGUACAUAAAAGGAGAUGAAUCUUUUCACGAUAUCGAGCCAUUGGAGAGUACAGUAAUAAUCACGCCAACUACGAAAACACGCAAUUUAAGGAGUAAGCGAAAGAAUGUGUAAAUAAAACGUAUCGUUUAAAAUUAAAUUAUGAAAUAAAA